AUGGAGGAUAUAAGCUUAUUUUUCGACUUUGACCAGGAGGGCAAUGCAGACUUUGCCUUUUGGGAACAAGUGGACCAGAACUUCCAGUGCCAGUCCCAGUUGGAUUCCCUCCUGAUGGACUGCACCGCGGCCAGCGGCCAGUUGUCCCCUUGGUCUUCUUUCGGUUGUCAAUCAGCAUUUCCUGACUCUCAGUUGAUUUUUACCGACCUCGACGUCCAUUCACCAGACGUGAGCAUCUACGCUGAGGGCGAAAGCUCCCCUGAUGAUGAAGCUCUGGAGGUGACUAAGCGCAGGACGCGCAGGCUGGACUCGCAUCAGCCCUACAAGGUGCAGCGGCAUGCAGCCAACAUCCGGGAGAGGAAGAGGAUGCUGAGCAUCAAUUCUGCCUUCGAAGAGCUCCGCUGUCACGUCCCGACGUUUCCCUACGAGAAGCGGCUGUCCAAGAUUGAUACUCUGAGACUGGCCAUAGCAUACAUCGCACUUCUGAGAGAGAUCCUCGUGUCAGGCUGCGACCCCAAAGCUUACGUGGACGAGUGCAUGAAGAACGGCUACAAGAAUCAGACCAACGCCAUCUGGAAUACAAGUGAUCUGACAGCCCGCCUCUCUUGGAUAAAGUGGGAUUAA
Messenger RNA from Menidia menidia (Atlantic silverside), 624 nucleotides. The record is from the annotation of a GenBank genome assembly. Lineage: Eukaryota; Metazoa; Chordata; Actinopteri; Atheriniformes; Atherinopsidae.